Messenger RNA from Trichosurus vulpecula (common brushtail), 1595 nucleotides. It is a transcript of the gene NELFE, whose product is annotated as negative elongation factor complex member E. Lineage: Eukaryota; Metazoa; Chordata; Mammalia; Diprotodontia; Phalangeridae. Gene Ontology annotation, biological process: negative regulation of transcription elongation by RNA polymerase II. Bases 326 to 1504 code for a protein of 392 amino acids. Gene Ontology annotation, molecular function: RNA binding. The transcript has 11 exons. The record is from RefSeq and is a predicted model, not a curated record. Gene Ontology annotation, cellular component: NELF complex.
GUGUGGGUGGCUACAGGGAGAAGUGACGUCACAAGAGAGAAGGGCGGAAGUGGCCUCAGGCCGGGGAACAAGGCGGGUGGUGCGCGGGGAGAGUAGAAAAGGCACAGCGCCGGAAAUGGCGUAAAGGCCUAAGAGGAAGUGCCGCCUUGGUUAUAAAGUCUAUUUUUUUCCAGGUCCCUCCCCGUAGACGUCAUCACCCUGCGUCCGUCUGGUCCUCCCGGGAGGGCGGAGGAAGCUGCCGCUGUGGACUCUGUGAAAGAGAUACUAUCUCCCUUUUCAGUGGCAUCUCCGGAGAGCCAGACCUGGCUCAGAGCUGGGAGCUGACAUGUUGGUGCUGCCCCCAGGGCUGAGUGAGGAAGAAGAGGCAUUGCAGAAGAAAUUCAGCAAACUCAAGAAAAAGAAAAAAGCAUUAUUGGCUCUUAAGAAGCAGAGUAAUAGUAGCACAGCCAGCCAGGGGGGCGUCAAACGCUCUCUAUCAGAGCAACCCGUGGUAGACACAGCCACAGCAACAGAGCAGGCUAAACAGCUGGUAAAGUCAGGAGCCAUCAGUGCCAUUAAAGCUGAGACCAAGAAUUCAGGCUUCAAGCGGUCACGGACUCUAGAGGGGAAAUUGAAGGACCCAGAGAAGGGCCCAGCCCCUACUUUUCAACCAUUUCAGCGAAGCAUCUCAGCUGAUGAUGACUUGCAGGAGUCAUCCAGACGUCCCCAGAGGAAAUCUCUGUAUGAGAGCUUUGUUUCAUCCAGUGAUCGGCUUCGGGAACUAGGACCAGAUGGGGAGGAAUCAGAAGGUCCAGGGAGUGGUGAUGGCCCUCCCCGAAGCUUUGACUGGGGCUAUGAGGAACGAAGUGGUCCCCCUUCUUCAGCCUCCCCACCCCGAAGCCGAAGUCGAGAUCGCAGCCAUGAUAGAAACCGGGAUCGGGAUAGGGACCGGGAUCGAGACCGGGAUCGGGACAAGGACCGAGACCGGGACAGAGAACGUGAUCGAGACCGGGACAGGGAUCGAGACAGGGACAGGGACCGAGACCGGGAUCGUGACAGGGACCGAGAUCGGGACAGGGAUCGGGACAGGGACCGAGAGCGGGAUCGAGAGGGUCCUUUCCGAAGAUCUGAUUCAUUCCCUGAGUACCGAGGUCCACGUAAGGGGAACACACUGUAUGUAUCUGGAACAGAUAUGACACCCACCCUCCUUCGUGGAGCCUUCUCACCCUUUGGGAACAUCAUUGACCUUUCCAUGGACCCACCCCGAAACUGUGCCUUUGUCACCUAUGAGAAGAUGGAAUCAGCAGAUCAGGCGAUAGCCGAGCUCAACGGGACCAAGGUAGAAUCUGUGCAGCUCAAGGUUAGCAUUGCUCGUAAGCAGCCCAUGCUAGACGCUGCCACUGGCAAUUCUGUGUGGGGCUCCCUUGCUGUACAAAGCAGCCCUAAGGGCUGCCAUCGGGACAAGAGGACCCAGAUUGUCUACAACGAUGAUGUCUAUAAAGAAAACCUUGUGGAUGGGUUCUAGGCAGCUGGAAGAAUGGGAGAGGGAAAUCCCUCCUCUCCCCUCACCCCCCUCCAGGUCUCAGUAAAAACCACUGAGGUGGAUAUUCAGUUAA